GCCGCCCCCGCCCAAUAUCGCCACAGUUUUGGAACACAUGGUGAAAAAGACGUCACUGUUCCCACCGCUCAGCGACGCGUUCAAGAAGAGAUUGCACGGUGAACUCCAACCGAAAGGUGAAGAAACAGCCAACACAUUUGGGUAUGCCCACAACCGCUUGCAGCGCAUCGUCCACUCCAUGGUGAAGGCCCUUCAGAUGGACCCAGGGACGUCCGUUGAGCGUUGGAACGCGGACGUCUGGAAGAAGGCAAAAAGUUGGGUGGAGAAACGCCAACAAGAAGCUGGCGUUGACAUCGACGAUUGUCUUCGCAUUCUUCUCGAUGCUUGGUACGACGAGGCUAAAGCGGCAUGGGAGGCAACGCAGAAUGGCACCCACAGGCUGGACAACGUGGUUAGAUAUUCGCAGUCAUCGGGCAGUGGCGCCGCUGCUCCCGAAGUGGUCCCGCCCGCGCAGACGCCCAUUCCCAAACCGCGACCUGAUGACUGGAGGUCCAUGUUCGCAGGUAGCCUGUCUAAGUCUUCUGCUUUCGCUGUCUUGGAACAGUGGUUCGGGAUCGACGGCGUCGUUGCGAGGAUCACGAAUGUGAACCCUGAUUUCGUAAGGGAGUACCGGCAGAUGCAAGAAGAUAUCGUCAAGUGUCACGGCGCGAAGGCUCAGCUUGAGUGCUGGUUGCAGAAGGCGGACCUGGACAACCCGAAAGCUGGGACGCGCAACCAGCUGUUCGAGGCAGUGGAAGAUAGCAAGAGAAAGUGCGUGGCCUCGCAUAAGGUCGUCCUCGAACAUCUGGACAAGGCAUCAACCAUUCGACAGGAGACCCUCGCCAUGGUACAGGACGAAAGGCGGUCCCAAGAGCUCCGAAAGGCUCUUGCCGACGCCAACGUGGUUAGCAACGAGAUGCUCCACAGCCUCACGUUGCGCAUCAAGGGAUCCAUGGUUGUCCUCUUAUUCUAUUGGCGGAUAUUCAAGCGCAUCGAGUGCUACAUGAUGUUGCUCCGUUUCUUCGCCCCUGGGCAAUCCGCCAUGCACGUAAAAAUUGAGCAACAGUGGUCGAAAGCAAACCAUGCUAUUGCAGGACACUGCCUGGGUCAGAGGGAGGGCGUGUUAGCCGAAGACAACAAAGGGGACCCAGAGGUGCUCGUAGCCGUAAUUCGCGCUGGAGUGGCAGACUGCGAAACGCUCUUGUCUGGGUGCGCAACAACUGGGCAGCCGUGGGACGUCCGACACGCUGUGGACCAAGCAGAGCACAUUUGGGACGAUUACGAAGCCGUUCAGGAAUAUUGCAACAUUGGGCCCCCGAAAACAUUGUACGACAAUUGGGGAAAGCACGAGCUCAUUCGCAACGAAUUCGUGGAGAAGAACGAGCACAUGGUGAAGGGUGUGAACGCUGUGGACUUUCAAAUCUGCGUGAAUGAGCCGCGGUGCAAGCUCUGUGCGGAGAUCGCGUUUCCCCGCCAGGUGGAUCCCAAGGUCGUCUUCCAGGCGCUCGAGGCCAGAGCACAACGAAAAUACGGGGCUUUGGAUCGCGAGCUGAUGGAGGUAUCGAAAGUGGUGCGUUGCAGAAUCGCUGCAGACGGGCAGCGGCAAGUGCUCGUGCAAUACACCGACGCCGCCGCACCGGACGAGUGGAUUCCAGAGGACGCGCUGAGCACUGGCUGGAAGAAUUCGCUGACCCCGUGCAUGGGCGCGGUGGUUGCAGCAGGGCUGCAGGAUAUCAUGUCGUUCAAAUGGGUUGGUCAGAAAUUUAUUGCGACCAUCCCAGGCACACCCGAGGUCACCAGGGAGUCUGAAUCCAAAAAGUGGCGCGGGGCUGACAAGGCUCAGGCUGCUGCCAUCAGGUGGUGCUAG
Messenger RNA from Prorocentrum cordatum, 1846 nucleotides. The record is from the annotation of a GenBank genome assembly. NCBI's taxonomy places the organism in Eukaryota, Dinophyceae, Prorocentrales, Prorocentraceae.